GUUUCAUGAUAUUUUUAUUCCAAAAAAAGUUUUGUAUGUCAUGCUUAAUGUAUUUGCAUUGGUGUAUGCACUCAUAUAAUCAACAUAAUUGAAAUGUUUGGUGUUCUUUUACAUGACAACUUUCAUAACCUGAAAUAAACUGGAGAAAAGUCAGAAAAUAUUUCUACCCACCAUUCAUCAGAGUAACUUCUCUAAGUAGAUAAAAUGAAGGUUAAUCAGAAGAAAGGAAGUGCAAAAGGAAAGGGCAAUGUGCAACCCACACCUGGUACUCAAACUAUAACUUCCAUGUUCAAGAAACAAACAGCUUCAUCAAUAAAAAAGGAUUCAAAUUGCAGUCCAGCAAAGAUAUCAAGCAGUGAUGACGAUGUUAUGAUUGUAAAAGUAGAAACAGAAUCGUCAUAUUUCCAGAAAGGCCCUUGUGAUGGAUGUGAGGGAAAUAGAGUUCAGACAAGACGUAGAUUAAGCCUAAAGAAAUCUGUAAGUGCUAGAAGUUCAACAGCUCAUACAAAAACAGAUGCUAAAUGUUCAGGGAAAGUAUCAGAAAAUUCAGGUUCAGCAGAAAUACCUCCUUUGACUCAACCUGAUUGUUUAAAUGAAAAUUCAGAUAAAAAUGAAACUAAAGGAAGAAUUAAUAAAUUAUUAACUGUCAGAUCAUCUGAAGAUAUAGACAUGACAGAUAUUGCUCCAGAGCAGGAUAAAGAUGCCUUGGGAGAAGUAACAGAUGCUAUUGUAAUUGAAUCUUCACAAAAGGAAAACCAAAACAAUCCCGACGACAGCUCUAGAAAAACAAAAAGGAAGUUGAACCUCAGGAAAAGAAAAUCUGAAACUUUGUUGGAAGAAGAAUCUACUAAAAUGAGUAAAACUAAAAAGGAAGGAGUAAAAACUCAUAUGAACAAAUCACAUGAUCAACAUUAUUGUUCUCAUGACAAACAUAAGUCUGAUGAUUCUAUUAAAAUGGAAAUUACUGCUGAAUCUGGUGGCCAGGGGGAGUGUUCUGUAGAAGAUAAACUACCCUCAGACAGAAGUGACAUCAAGACAGAAAAUUGUCACAUGUUGAAUACACCACCAUUUCAAUCAAUUAAAGAAGAACCUUGCACUUCUAAAUCAUCAGAUCCUAAUUUGAUCAAAUCAAAUUCUAACAAAACAAGUGUUGUUGAUGAAAGUUCUCAACAAAAUGAAGAUAUAGACAUUGAUGAGGAUAAGAGUUCAGAAUUUAGGACACCAUACUAUUUAGAGAAUUUUAGAACGGUGUUAACAACUGUUUUUGAAGAUGAGAAUAAUAUAAAGUUAUAUAGUAGUGAGGAUAUGGAUGUUAUUUCAACAUUUAAUGAAUUAUCUGAAACAGCACAGAAGUUGUACUUGAGAUUAUUCUGCAGAAAGUGGGUGUGGCUACCUCUAAGUAAGAUUAAAUACCCCAAGAUAGCAGAGGACUUACAGCCUGUUGUUGAAGAACUUGUGGAGAAAAAAAUGUUAACUGAAGAUAAAGAGUUAAAAGAUCUGAAGAUAGCUUUGAAGUUGUUAUCAGGAGGAGACACAAAGACUUUAGCUAAGAUGUACCACAUCAAUACUGCCAGUCAAAAUAAAGUGGAUAUUACAGACCUUCUGAUGAAAAAGACAAAACAAAAUACUAUAGGUUCUAUGUUCAAAAUUGUAGGGAAUUCUCCAGAAACUCUAAUGUUGAAUAGAGCCAAGAAAUUGCUGGGCACAUGUAUAUGUGUAGCAGAGGAACCAAGGAAGGUAUUCGCCAGGACAUUGAUGCUGUUUUCUUUGACAGAUACUGUAUUGGAUGAGGACAGCUCAGGACAGUCACUUCAAUUGUUUCAGAUGUUAAGAGUAAAUAUUGGACAAGUUACUUACCCUAAAUUCACAGUCAACAAACAGACAAAGAUAUUCCUCGAUAGAGAGGCCUUGCUCAGGUUUUGUGAAGCUUCUCUUCUUGAGUUUGAUAUCCUCACUCAAAUAGAAAGGAACAAAUAUGCAGAUGCCUUCACUAUUUAUGAGGAAGCUGUAAAACAGUAUGAAAGCUUAACCGAAAACAAGCACAUAAUAAAAUUUGAUAAAAAGCUACCUGUGUUUUUACGACCAUACACUGCAUGUGGGGUUUACACAAGGGUCUUUAACCAGGGAGUAGAAAUUUUACAACGAAGAAAAGAUUACCCUGCAGCUGUAGAUCUCCUGAAGAAAUUACUUUCACAGGGUUGUUAUUGUCAACAUUAUAGAGGCCAUUGGUGGGAGAGACUAGCACUCAACUAUGACAUUCAUCUUAAAAAACAAGAUAUGGCACUACAAGCAGUCCAAGAUGGAUUAAAAGAUAAGUUAUGUAAGACUGGAAGAAGACUGGCAUUGUACCAAAGAGCAGAGAAGAUUUGUAACACUGUUAAAUCUAAAUUUAAAUCAAGAAUGAAAGAUUUCCACCAUGAAAAAUUGUUGGAACUACCAGAUGUAACAAUAGAGGGCCAAACAUUAUCUGACAACAUAGAAGGACAGAAGUAUAAGUUUAUGAUCCAGUACAGUCAGGGUAACAGUCAGACAGAUACUGAUGAUAUAGCUUUCUGUUGUGUAGAGGAAGUGGUACUAAAUCACUACAAGCACAAUGGAUUUCCUGAUGGUAUACAUGCUGAAGGUUCUGUGAUAUCUAUCUUGUUUGGUCUGUUUUUCUGGGAUAUCAUGUUUAUGGAUGUUCCAGAUGUAUUCCACAGUCCCUACCAGACACACCCUUUAGAUCUCCACAGAGAAGAGUUCUACUUCAACAGAAAGAAACAUAUAGACGAUCGACUUGAUUUAAUACAAAAAAGUUCUGAUGAGGAGUUAAACAAUAUUGUAGCAAAGACUUGGGAAGAACAUGAAGGUACAAUGUGUUCUGGUCUUAACUGGGAAAGAUUUAAUAAUUUACAGCAUGUACAGGGUUUGGUUGAAUGUAUUGGUGGUAAAAUAUUGUCUGGAAUUCUGGGAAGAUAUGCCAAGGAUCCUCGUCACACACGAUCUGGUUUUCCUGAUCUCACCUUGUGGAAUACAGAAACAAAAGUUUUCAAGAUAUGUGAAGUGAAAGGUCCAAAUGAUAAGCUGUCACAUAAACAGAUCAUGUGGUUAGAUUACCUACUAAAGUUAGGAGUAGAUGCUGAAGUCUGUCAUGUAAAAGCUGUUGGUAGUAAGAAAUUGAAGAAGAUUCCAAGUACAAACUGAUGUGUACACAUGUGUACUGAUGUGUAUUGAUGUAUACAAAAUGUUAUAUGUGCCAUGACAAUACCUCAUUUAACCAGUGCUUCAUAAAAGGGCUUUCAAUUAAAUGUUAUUUUUAAAUAUAGAUUUGUAUAAAAGUUUAAUCUUUGAAA
Mytilus trossulus (common blue mussel) is the source of this 3332-nucleotide messenger RNA. RefSeq names its product fanconi-associated nuclease 1-like. Gene Ontology annotation, cellular component: nucleus. The transcript has 16 exons. The record is from RefSeq and is a predicted model, not a curated record. The coding region runs from base 205 to 3183 and encodes 992 amino acids. Gene Ontology annotation, biological process: interstrand cross-link repair. Lineage: Eukaryota; Metazoa; Mollusca; Bivalvia; Mytilida; Mytilidae. Gene Ontology annotation, molecular function: 5'-flap endonuclease activity; 5'-3' exonuclease activity; flap-structured DNA binding.